This is a messenger RNA of Cucurbitaria berberidis CBS 394.84, 1068 nucleotides long. Its product is annotated as NAD(P)-binding protein. The transcript has a single exon. Bases 1 to 1068 code for a protein of 355 amino acids. The record is from RefSeq and is a predicted model, not a curated record. Gene Ontology annotation, molecular function: 3-beta-hydroxy-Delta5-steroid dehydrogenase (NAD+) activity. Gene Ontology annotation, biological process: steroid biosynthetic process. NCBI's taxonomy places the organism in Eukaryota, Fungi, Ascomycota, Dothideomycetes, Pleosporales, Cucurbitariaceae.
AUGGAAGAAACACCUGGGGAUCUCGGAACAGUUCUGGUUUUGGGCGGCGGCGGCUUCCUGGGCACUGCUGUUGUCGAGAGGCUGCUCGAGACAGGCCGCUGGACUUCAAUCGUGGUCUCCAGCAGAAAUCCCAAUCAACAGAUACCAAACAUUUCAUAUCGCAAAUCCGAUAUUUGCGACGAGAAGAGCGUCACAGCGUUGAUCGACGAUGUCAAACCACGCCUAGUGGUCCACUUGGUCUCGCCUCGCUACAACGCUGAGCCACAACAACUCUACGAUUGCAACGUGAAGGGAACAUCGAUGUUUCUGGACGUAUGCCAAAAAAGUUCACAUGUCAAAGCGUUGCUCUAUACGUCGACUAAUAGGGUCAUUGCAAACUCUCCACCUGCGAUCCUCACCGAAGACGAUAUUGAGUUGUUCACCGAGUCCAGCAAAACGCAUCCAUACUGCAAGACCAAGGCUAUUGCCGACGCCAUGGUCCUGGCUGCAAAUGGAGACUCCUUGAAGACAGCUAUUCUGCGCGUGCCCAUCGUAUAUGGAGGCAGAGACCAGCACAUGGAGGUCGUAAUGGACUUUUUCGAUAAAGGUCAACAGAAAAUGCAGCUUGGGGAUAACAGAGCGCUCUUCGAGAUUGUCAAUAUAGACAACGCAGCUCAUGCCCAUGUUCUGGCUGCGAAAGCUCUGCUUUCCCCAACGUCGCGAGACAGAGACAUCUCUGGCCACGCGUUCUCCAUCACAGACGGGAAUCCGAUGGGCUGGUACGACUUUGCGCGAAAGGUAUGGGCGGAAGCGGGCGACAAGACGACACCAGAUGAAGUUAAAGUCGUGCCGUUUUGGGUACUCUUCUUCGCAGCAUCUACAUGGGAAUGGCUCCUGUGGCUGAGCACCUUGGGCAUGGUCAGGGCAACGAAGUUUAACUGGUACAACAUCAAUACGAUGAAGGAAGGAAGCUGUGUAUUGGAUAUUUCGAAAGCAGAGAAGAUGCUAGGAUAUAGUCCGAUAAUUUCUACAGAGGAAGGCAUUCGCCGAGCUACGAAGCGUGCGCUGAGUGAAAGGAAGAAGGCUUAA